Anthostomella pinea is the source of this 1587-nucleotide messenger RNA. The record is from the annotation of a GenBank genome assembly. NCBI's taxonomy places the organism in Eukaryota, Fungi, Ascomycota, Sordariomycetes, Xylariales, Xylariaceae.
AUGUCUGGCUGGGGAGGCUCGACUAAACCUGCCGCCUGGAACGAUGGUGGCGACACCGGUGACCAUGGCGGAGAUUUCGGUGCUGGCGAUGACACCUCGCAUCUCAACGGCGGCAUUUCCGGUUUCCACGUGCAAGACGAAUUCGAUACUCCUGCCGAUGGCGCUCAAGGUGGAGGCGGCGGCGGCGGUGGCGGCGGCUUCGGCGCUUGCUUCAACUGUGGCCAGGACGGACACUCCAAGGCCGACUGUACCAACCCCCGAGUUAUGAAGUGCAACCACUGCAACGAGGAAGGCCACAUGAUCCGUGAUUGCCCUACUGCUCCUCCCCAGGAGUUCACGGGAGAAUGCCGUAUUUGCGCAAAGGAAGGCCACCGGGCCGCGGACUGUCCUGACAAGCCGCCCAUGAUGUGCAACAACUGCCAGGAGGAGGGUCACUCAGCCGCUGAGUGCGAGAGUGCUCGGAAGCUGGACCGAUCCGACGUCGAAACCGUUGAUGCUGACGUCGCUUGGGAGAAGAUCUGCGAGGCCACGAAGGAGCAUGACAUGGACGAUGUCAAGGAGGCUGUGCAGCAGUACAUCAAGGCCUGCCCGCAGACGACAUACCCUGAACUCGAGGCGGCUUUCCGAAACCAGGAGAUCGAUCUCUACCUGAUCGCGCUUGAGAAGCCUUCCAUGAUUUCGACUUUGACGAACAUGGACUUCCAGGGAAAUCUCGGCAAGAAGUACUCGGUUACCUACCGCUUCGACCCGAAGCCAGCACGCCCUCGUGAGGCCGAGGGUUGGCCGACCCCGGAAGACAACAUCGAGCGUCUCGCAGAUGCUGGCGAGGUGGUCAACUCGGGCCUCUCCAAGUGCACCAACUGUGAUGGCUUGGGCCAUAUCUCCAAGAACUGCACCGAGCCCAAGAUGGAGAAGGAGCAGGUGAUGAUCACCUGCUACAACUGCAACGAGACUGGCCACCGUGUCCGCGACUGUUCCACUCCCAGAGUUGACAAGUUUGCUUGCAAGAACUGCGGCAAGAGUGGACAUCAGGUCAAGGAGUGCCCCGAGCCGCGUCAGGCAGGCCCGGAUGUCGAGUGUCGCAAGUGCAACGAGAUGGGUCACUACUCUAGCGACUGUCCCCAGGGUGGUGGUUCUCGAGGCUGCUACAAUUGCGGUCAGGAGGGCCAUUCUUCCAAGGACUGCACCGAGGAAAAGAAGAUCAUGUGCCGCAACUGCGACAAGGAGGGUCACACUUCCCGAGAGUGCACUGAGCCCAAGGACAUGUCGAAAGUCCAAUGCCGCAACUGCGACGCGUUCGGUCACGAAAGCCGAGGUUGCCCGAAGCCUCGAGACUACAGCCGCGUCAAGUGCAGCAACUGCAACGAGAUGGGCCACACCAAGGUUCGUUGCAAGAAGGAGCCCGCCCCGCUCGACGACGGUUUCGGUACGGGUGGUGGAGGUGACGACUUCGGCGCUGGCGGCGGCGGAGCUGAGGCUGGCUUUGAUGCUGGACCGGUCAAUGACGACUGGAUGGCUGAAGCUGCGGCCAACAGUGCUCCCGCUGGCGACGCAGGCUGGUCUGGUGGUGGUGAGGUUGCGUGGUAA